CUGUUUUUGAUCAAGUUGAUCAAUUGUCUUCCAAACGAUUAAACACAAUAAAGAUGGACACAUGAAAACAAACCACUAAAAGCAACCCCGAUGUGAAAAGGCAAACCAAAAAAGCACUCUGAACCAAUUUAUAUUUUAAUUAUUGAAGUAAAAUUAACUUUAUCAUGAUCACAAUUAUUACCAUUACUAAUGUUAUUGGAAAUUCACAAUUUAUUAAUAAGCUAAUCUCAUUGAUUGGUUUAUUUCAAUUAACAUAAAUACAUUUUGAUUUUGAAUGUAAAACAUUUUUAUUUUACGUUCUUGUCUUUUAACCCUUACCUUGUUCAAUCUAACAAUAGUUGAUUAACCUUCACUCUUUAACUUACUUUUGACCUCAAUCAAUUUAAUAAUAAUAAUGGUAAUAAUGAUAAUUACAAUUUAGGUUAGUUAAUUUAUAUAUUUGAAGGUAAAAGUUGUAACAUUAAUCAGUUAAAAUAAUGUAUUAAUACUAAAUAUAAUUAACAGUAUAAAAGGAAAGUGAAUCCGUUAAAGUAAGAUUGUAAAAAUUUAAAAAAAAAGACGUUUGAUUUAGAUACAGAUAUCAAGUCAUGAAUCCAUCAAGAUCAUUAAAUAGAUACUUUGAAUAUGAAGCGCCAAUCAAAAGAUUCAAAUUACCAGAUUUUACCAGAUUUUAUAAGACUGAUUGUAAUUGUAUUUCAUCAAUAAUAGUUACCAAUUUUUGCUGCUGUUAACCGUUAUCAUCAAUAUUAUUAAUUAGUUACAAUCCAAAUAAUAACGUGACUGUAAAUUUUUACCGGUUAUAAAUAUCCCAACACAGGACAUAGGAAAACAACAACAACAGCAACUACAAAUGAUUGUGAUGAUGGGUCAAUAGUAAUGAUGAUUAUACUAAUAGUAAUGAUUUUAAAGAGGUGAAACUGUUUAUCUAUUUGAAAUUGAAACCGUAUCAAGUCUGUAAAAUACUUUUGUCUUCCAUUGAGAAGUAAAAAAAAGUUAUUCUUGGUCGUCCAACCAUUCCAAUGUUAUCCUUUUUCACAUUAUCACAGUCAAGUCGUCUUCAACAUUGACAAUAACAAUAGCAAUCAUUGGAGCUGCCAAACCGUUAUAAUCAACCAUCCUCAAUGGUUAACCUUAAAUCCUGGAUUAAAUUUGUUCAUGUUUCUACAGAUUAUUGCAAGUUGUUUGGUUAAUCAAUGAAUCCAACGAUAUUUUACCGCUGUUCAUUAAAUCAAUACUUUUACUUGUGUUUUUAGUCAAAGAAGCAACUUACACUGGAAAUAAUUUGAUUUGAACUUUUCUUUGUUUCAACCGAUUUACGUCGGAUUUUUAGUUUUUGUUUUUUACUUUUUGUUUUUUUAUGGUCAAUACUCAAUAUCAUGUUUGAUCAUCAUCAUAUAGUUGCCAUUUUACCGGCUUUAAUACCCUCAACGGUUAUGUUUUGGCUUCACAUGUGGCAAAGAUCAAUGCCAUUCACUACGGAGGUUUUUCAAAAGGAGUAUGAUUAUAUUAUUGUUGGUGCUGGUUCAGCUGGAGCAGUUGUGGCCAGUCGACUUUCAGAAGAUCCAAAGGUUCGUGUUUUACUGUUAGAAGCCGGUGGCUAUGAGACAUUUCAAAGUGAGAUUCCAAUGUUGGCUGCUCGUUUACAAUUAAGUGAAUGGGAUUGGCAAUAUAAAACGGUUCCUCAAAAAUAUGCUUGUCAAGGCAUGAAAAAUCACGUCUCAAACUGGCCUCGAGGUAAAGUACUUGGAGGUUGUUCAACUCUCAAUUAUAUGCUUUACAUUCGAGGUAAUGCUCGUGACUAUGAUCUUUGGGAAAGUCUCGGUAAUCCAGGAUGGGGUUGGUCCGAUGUUUUUUAUUAUUUUGUCAAAUCAGAGGACAAUCGGGAUCCUGAUAUAAUUAAAAAUGGUUAUCAUGGAACCGGUGGCAGGUUAACAGUGUCAACACCUCAUUAUACUACACCUAUUGCUGGUGCUUUUCUUGAAGCUGGUAAAAACUUUGGUUAUCCCAAUCUUGACCUUAACGGACCUCAACAAACUGGGUUUGCUGUUCCUCAAGGAACCAUUCGACGAGGUGCUCGAUGCUCAACAGCCAAAGCUUACCUUCGUGAUACAGCAGGUCGACCUAACCUAGACACAGUAGUUUAUGCUCAAGUUACUCGAGUUUUAUUUAAUGCUGAUAAACAUGCCAUUGGAGUGACCUUUGACAAAGGUGGAUCUCGGCAUGCAGUUUAUGCUAGACGUGAAGUGAUUCUCUCAGCUGGUGCCAUUGGAUCUCCUCAUCUCCUUAUGCUCUCAGGUAUUGGUCCAAGAGAUCAUCUUGAAUCACUUGGAAUCCCCGUUGUUCAUGAUUCUCCUGGUGUUGGUCAAAACUUACAAGAUCACAUUGGAGCCGGUGGAUUGAGUUUUCUAACUGAUGCUCCAGUCACCGUGGUUCAACCUCGAGUUUUCGUUGCCAAAUCUUUCACCCAAUGGUCAACCCUAGGUAUCGGUCCAUUAACUAUGCUUGGUGGUCUUGAUGGUCUCGGAUUCAUCAACACAAAAUAUGCCAACAAAUCAGAUGACUGGCCAGAUGUUGAGAUUCAUUUCAUCCCUUCAUGUCCUUCAUCUGACGGUGGUGAAUCAGUUCGUAAAAACAUGAACCUUAAAGAUGAGCUUUUCUUACAAGUUUAUGGACCCAAUCUAUAUAAAGAUGCUUACUCUUACUAUCCAGUUCUCCUCCGACCACGAUCAGUCGGUUACAUGAAAUUGCGUUCUGCAAAUCCCUACGACCAUCCAAUUAUUGACCCAAAGUACUUGUCUGAUCCUUACGAUGUUGCAGUUCUCGUUGAUUCCCUCAAAAUAUCAACAGCAAUGGCCUUAUCACCAGCCUUUGAUAAAUUCAAACCCAGAGUUUGGCCACAAGCAUGGUACGGCUGUGAGAAACAUAAACCUUAUUCAGACCCAUUUUUUGAAUGUAUAACCAGAUCAUUUACCGCAACAAUCUAUCAUCCAGUUGGUACAGCCAAAAUGGGUCCAGCCGAUGAUCCUCUGGCUGUAGUUGAUCCUGAAUUGAGAGUUCACGGAGUAAAGAGAUUAAGAGUCAUCGAUGGAUCAAUAAUGCCUAAAAUUGUUUCUGGUAAUACAAAUGCUCCUAUUAUAAUGAUUGGAGAGAAAGGAGCUGAUCUGAUUAAGGGUAUAAGAGGACCGCCACCAGUUAAACCUGGAAAAGUGCCGAUUCCUAAAUAUCUUCAAGACAAUGGCCAUGGAUCUGUUAAUACAGCGGCUGGACCAUUAUCUCAAAUAGGAAAGUUGUUCAAUAAAUUUGGUGUGAGAAGUCUAACGAGAAGAAUUGGCUUAACAAAUUGGAUUAAUGGAUAAUUUACGUUAAUUUGUUUCUUUUAAUUUCCAUCUUCACUACUGAUUCAAUUGUAAACCUUAAUUUGGUUCAAUUUGGACCAGUUAAAGUUGAAUUGUUUCAAGCCCAAUAUUUUGUGUCCAAAUUUAAAUUUAAAAAUCAAAAGACUCAAUUUGUAAGUAUUUUAAAAUUAUUACUUAUUAAUUAUUAUUGAUGCUCAAAGUUUUAACUUGUUUCACGGUGAUCAAUCUAAUGGCCAACAGUUGAUCAUCUAUUCAAAUUAAUUUAAUGUACAAACUUACCUUUCUAUCCUUUUUUACCAAAAAAAUUAAAGACUUGUUUUUA
Tetranychus urticae (two-spotted spider mite) is the source of this 3678-nucleotide messenger RNA. Its product is annotated as glucose dehydrogenase [FAD, quinone]-like. Lineage: Eukaryota; Metazoa; Arthropoda; Arachnida; Trombidiformes; Tetranychidae. Gene Ontology annotation, molecular function: oxidoreductase activity, acting on CH-OH group of donors; flavin adenine dinucleotide binding. The record is from RefSeq and is a predicted model, not a curated record.